AUAUUUAACUGGUAUUUGAAAUUAUUAUUUCUGUUUCAGAUUUAUUAUUCAGAAUGAAGCUGUUGAUAUGUUUUGUUAUUGGUGUUAUUACAACAGUACAAUAUGGCAGCGCAUGUACAUGUAAUCCUAACAUCUCAAUACAGGACAAAAAUUGUAGAUCAAACUUCUUGGUUCUGGUAAAGGUGUUGAACAAUGGUAAUGUGUAUGGUAUGGACAGAGUCUAUAAGAUCAAUUUGAUCGCUACAUUUAGAUCAAAUAUGCAAGGUGGUGUUGACGUCAGACACUUAUACACUGCUACAGAUGGUUCUGCCUGCGGCAUCAUUUUACAGAAAGGCUAUUAUUAUGUCCUUACAGGUUACUACCGCAAAAGCGGAAGAAGGCGACAAAUGCGUACAGGACUUUGUGAUUUCAGGAAUCGAUUCCGUUCCAAUCCCCAAAGUGUUUACAAACCACCGAGGUGCUACUGAAUCCAUUGAUCUUGUAAAUCAAAGUGAACAGUGAUUGUCUACAAUAACAAAUAAAUACUUCUCUUGAAAUUGAUGUGGUUUUUUUUAUCAUGAUUAAAUAUUGACAUAUACCUAAUAUUACAUUUUAAACUUUUUGUUUGGGUUAAAACACUUAAUUUUUAACGAAUAUACUAAGAUUAAGUACACGUAUUGAUCUGUGUACCCGCAUCUCAAACAAAGAAAGAAGAAGGAAACAAAAACUGUCGAAAAGGACAUAUUUUGGAAAUCUUCAGUGAACCGAACUUGUUAUAAGAAUAAAAAUGGCCGUGUAAUCAAAGACGUGAACAUAGUACAUAGACAUUACGCUUAAACAAAGCAGACUUCGUAUAAAAGGAUAAUGAUACAGGGGUUAUAUAUAAUAACCUAGUCAUUAUUAAAAAAGAAUUAAAAUGAUCAAUACCUUGGUAACAUUAAGGGUCAUAUUAUCCUGAUUUAUUGUCAAUAUGGAAAGCAAAUCAUCAACGUCGAUUAUUUAUCUUUGUUGAUCCGAGAGCCUUAUUCUAUUAGCUUAUAGCAUCCAACACGAACUAAAAUAAAUCGUAUA
Ruditapes philippinarum (Manila clam) is the source of this 1050-nucleotide messenger RNA. RefSeq lists its product as uncharacterized. The coding region runs from base 54 to 467 and encodes 137 amino acids. Gene Ontology annotation, cellular component: extracellular matrix. Gene Ontology annotation, molecular function: protease binding; metalloendopeptidase inhibitor activity. The transcript has 5 exons. NCBI's taxonomy places the organism in Eukaryota, Metazoa, Mollusca, Bivalvia, Venerida, Veneridae. The record is from RefSeq and is a predicted model, not a curated record. Gene Ontology annotation, biological process: negative regulation of membrane protein ectodomain proteolysis; negative regulation of endopeptidase activity.